This is a messenger RNA of Pipistrellus kuhlii (Kuhl's pipistrelle), 315 nucleotides long. RefSeq names its product small integral membrane protein 2 (gene SMIM2). The record is from RefSeq and is a predicted model, not a curated record. NCBI's taxonomy places the organism in Eukaryota, Metazoa, Chordata, Mammalia, Chiroptera, Vespertilionidae. The transcript has 2 exons. The coding region runs from base 1 to 315 and encodes 104 amino acids.
AUGGCCUUGUCAGCCAGGAGUUUGUGGGUGGAUGGGGGCAGGACUGAGGCCAGCCCGGUGCCUCACAGGGUGGUGGAAACACAUGGCCAUGCCAUUAGCAUCCUGUUCAGCGUCUGCACCAGUUUCACUUGUAACACCUACAUAGUCCUCACUUGGAACAAGAUAAAAAGUGGCCCUGGUGCUAGCUCCUCGUCUGAUUGGCCACACACCAGAAUACCGCAGAACAGAAGGCAAGGGCAAGUGAUAGAGGACCAAAGUCAGGUGCAGGAGCAGCUGACAUCUAGCUUCUCAGUUCAUUGGAUGCAGCUAUUUUAA